Molecule: messenger RNA, 1653 nt
Organism: Cryptococcus amylolentus CBS 6039
Lineage: Eukaryota; Fungi; Basidiomycota; Tremellomycetes; Tremellales; Cryptococcaceae
Product: actin-like protein ARP6
Exons: 10
Coding region: 39-1586 (515 amino acids)
Cellular component (GO): Swr1 complex
Molecular function (GO): nucleosome binding
Source: RefSeq, a predicted model, not a curated record
CCCAACUCGCGCGACCACUCUCUGGGCCAGCAACAGCAAUGUCAGCACCUCCGGUACUUAUCCUCGAUAACGGCGCGUAUGAAAUCAAAGCCGGUUUCUCUGGGAUUGAUUGGGACCCUCGGGUAACGAUACCGAAUUCCAUAGCACGCUCUCGCACAGAAAAGAAGGUGUAUGUGGGCGAUGAAAUCGAUGGGUGUAAAGAUCUCUCGGGGAUUGUGUACCGGCGGCCUUUCGAGAAGGGCAUGCUCGUGAAUUGGGACUCGGAAAAGCUGAUUUGGGAUCGCUUGUUCUCACCAGCAGUGCUCGAUGUGGACCCACAAGAAACGUCGUUACUCGUGACAGAACCAUAUUUCAAUCUCCCCAACAUUGCCGAAACAUAUGACCAGAUGAUUUUCGAAGAAUGGGAGUUUCAGAGUUACUUUCGGACGACCCCUGCGGAUCUGAUACCGUAUGGCGGGCUCUUUGAGAAUGAUCUUGGAAUCCCGCCACAAUGUACGGUGGUUGUAGACAUUGGAUACUCCUAUACUCACGUCGUUCCCAUAAAGGACGGUCAAGUUGUCUGGCAACAUGUCAAACGGAUCGACGUUGGUGGAAAACUCCUGACGAACCACCUCAAACACCUCAUCUCUUUCCGGCAAUGGAAUAUGAUUGACCAGACGCAUGUUGUCAAUGCCGUCAGAGAAGCGUGUGGAUAUGUCAGUAUGGAUUGGAAGGGGGACAAUGAGAUCUGCAAGCAAAAUCCAAGAAAAAACGGUAUCGUCCAAGAGUACGUCCUACCGGACUUUUCAGCAGCUUCCACCUCCACUUCUCGCACAGGCUACAUCCGAUCCGGACCCAAUGCUUCCAUACCAGAAGAUGUUCACAGGGGUGAGGAUGUGGAUAUGGAUGGUGACACCAGAAUGGAUGGUAAAAGAAAACGGAAAGUGGCGGAAGAAGAGGAAGAGCAGGUUCUGUGGAUGGGGAACGAACGCUUUGCCGGGGCCGAGUUGUUAUUCAACCCUUCAGAUAUUGGGCUGGAACAAAUGGGGCUGCCAGAGACAAUAGCGCAUGUCAUCUCGUGCAUGCCUGAAGAACUGAGAGGGAUGUUCUGGGCUCAUAUCGGUAUCUUUGGGGGGCUGGGUAACAUUGAGGCUCUGGGAGAAAGACUAGAAAAAGAUCUCCAAUCAUUAUGCCCAGUCGGCUAUGAGAUAGGCAUAUUUGAGGCCUUUGAUCCUGCAACCCCGCCAUAUACUUCAGCAGCAGCUUUGACCUCAUCUGAUAUCUACUUGUCCACCUACCCAGUCACGCGCGAAGAAUAUUUGGAGCAUGGGUCUUCCAUCUGCCGCCGGCGGUUCGGCGGUCCAGCAUACAAUGUGCAACUCCCCUCAUCAGUCCUUACCGGCGGUGCUGGAGUCGGAGACGAAGGCGUAGAGGGCGCAGCACUGGACGAACACGAACAAGAAAUGAGGUACAUCAUGGGACUUGAAAGCAUCAAGGGGCGGAAGACCAAGGGCAAGAAGGGCAAGACUGGAAAAGGAAAAGAAGACGAGGAGGUCAUCAGCGGGAAUUGGGGCGGAAGACGGCGUAGAACGAUGGGGGGCAUGUAGAUUUUGGGGUCCUGGUGCACAUAUAAUCACGAAGCUGUGUGAUUGCUACACUAUGCAUGCAUGCGGC